CGACACUCUAACUGUGAUUGGUGGAAAACCGUGCGUCCGGUACACGUGUCCUAAGAGUCACCGGAGCCGGGAUGCAGGACAUACAAAAUGUGCCAAUUGACAUCCAGACCAGCAAAUUGCUGGAUUGGUUGGUUGAUCGAAGACACUGCACCCUCAAGUGGCAGAGCAAGGUACUGCAGAUUAGAGAAAAGGUUAAUCAAGCACUUCAGGACAUGCCAGAACAUGAGGAUAUCCGGAAUCUCCUAUCAGGAACAUAUAUUAAUUACUUCCAUUGCUUAAAAAUUGUUGAGAUAUUAAAGGGAACAGAAGCUGCCACCAGAAACUUGUUUGGAAGAUACUCAUCUCAGAGAAUGAAGGAUUGGCAAGAAGUGAUAUCUCUAUAUCAGGCGGAUAAUACUUAUCUAGCGGAGUGUGGCAGUCUGUUGAUGCGCAAUGUGAGCUAUGAAAUCCCGGCUUUAAAAAAACAGAUGACUCGGUGUCAGCAGCUUGUUGUGGAGUGUGAGCGUCGAGCAGAGGAAUGUGUGCAGGGAGCAGCAGAGCAGCGAGAACAGUAUUACAGCAGUUGCAAGCGCUAUGGGAUCAAUGGAGAGGAUGUUCGUAAGGAACUUCAGAUGUUGGUUUGUGAUGUCCCAGCAGCCCUAAAACAAGUAGGAUCAGAUGCUGCCGGACUCAUGCCUGCAAUCCAGCUGUACCAGGCCUGUGUGUCAUUUGUCUGUGAUAGCUCCCCUGAACAGGCUCUUCCUCUAAUCCGCUAUGUGCAGGAACAUGGAGACACCACAGUGUAUGAGUGGCGAACAGGAGUAGCCCCAGUGACUGUAGAUCGGCCAGAAGUCAAGGAGGUUGAAGAGGUUUCCGCACAAGAAGGAGAUAUUGACUGGGGAGAUUUGGGACUAACUAAAGAGACUCCAGCUCUGCAAACACCAGAGGAAAUAGACUGGGGUAUUGUUUCAGGAACAGAGGCUACAGGAGCUGAUGGCAUAAUCUGGGACACUGAAGAAACUGUGCCUGGUGAAAUCAUCACUGUGCUGGAAGAUGGGCAUGAUGUCCCUGCAGGUGUGGCACGAGGAUCUGAUGCUCUCACUGUGCUUGAAAACACAGAGACUCGCAAUCAGUUUGUUGAUGAGUUAAUGGAGUUGGAACUCUUCCUCUCUCAGUGGCUUCAGGGUAUUGAUGGUGACACUGACAUUGUCACCGUUACACAGUUCCAGACAGCCCCACCCAUUCUGCAGGAACAGACCCGGAAUAAAGUUGCUGCCAUAUUAUCACAUGUUAAAGAAUUAACUGGACGCUUAACAGAUGUAAAGAUGCGCCAUCUUUUCCUUAUUCUAGCAUCUCCACGGUAUGUUGAUCGUGUAACAGACUUGCUACUUCAGCGCCUGAAGCAAGCAGAGCUCUUGGAGAGUAAAAGAGAGGCAUGGUUGGAGAGAGGAAAGUCAGCACAGGAAGAGAGGGAGAGUCUGGAACCUAAGCUUUUACUUCUUCAAGAGAGGAGUCGUGAACUUCAGAAGCAGAUUGAAGCAGAUAUAUCUCGGAGAUAUAAUAACAGACCAGUAAAAGUUAUUGGCACCGGACUUUGAAAGUCAUCAUGCGACCUCAGACUCUGGCUUAUACAUUAAAGUCUCAUGUUUAUAAGGUGUUA
Messenger RNA from Bufo bufo (common toad), 1639 nucleotides. It is a transcript of the gene CDK5RAP3, whose product is annotated as CDK5 regulatory subunit associated protein 3. The transcript has 14 exons. Lineage: Eukaryota; Metazoa; Chordata; Amphibia; Anura; Bufonidae. Gene Ontology annotation, cellular component: endomembrane system. The record is from RefSeq and is a predicted model, not a curated record. Gene Ontology annotation, biological process: regulation of cyclin-dependent protein serine/threonine kinase activity; regulation of mitotic cell cycle. Bases 72 to 1577 code for a protein of 501 amino acids.